This is a messenger RNA of Larimichthys crocea (large yellow croaker), 1804 nucleotides long. It is a transcript of the gene ppp2r3c, whose product is annotated as protein phosphatase 2, regulatory subunit B'', gamma. Gene Ontology annotation, biological process: positive regulation of B cell differentiation; T cell homeostasis; cortical cytoskeleton organization. The transcript has 13 exons. NCBI's taxonomy places the organism in Eukaryota, Metazoa, Chordata, Actinopteri, Sciaenidae. The coding region runs from base 143 to 1516 and encodes 457 amino acids. Gene Ontology annotation, cellular component: centrosome; spindle. The record is from RefSeq and is a predicted model, not a curated record.
GUGACUUCUUGUUGAUUCAGCAGCUUGACGUCAUCUAAUUUGUUGGUAGCUACUACACAACUUUACUUUACGCCGAGCCUCGGGGUAGAAAUGUUAUAGUUGUAGGUUUAUAUAACAUUAGAUUCGUCUCGGAGCAGGCAGUAUGGCUAAAGAACAACAGCCUCACUGGUCGGAUGUUUUGAAGAGGAGGUUGGAUAACUCCAGAAAAGGAGAGAGGAGCGAGGAGGAGGUGAAGGCAGAGGAGACCGAGCUGUUCACUAAAUACUACACCGAGUGGAAAGGAGGAGGCGACAGAGACGAGUCCUACAAGAACAUCCCACGGUUUUACUACAGGCUGCCAGCAGAGGAUGAAGUAUUGCUUCAGAAGCUGAGAGAGGAAUCCAGAGCCGUCUUCCUCCAGAGGAAGAGCAGAGAACUGCUGGAUAAUGAAGAACUACAGAAUCUGUGGUUUCUGCUCGAUAAGCACCAGGUGCCUCCGGUGAGUGGGGAGGAGGCCAUGAUCAGCUAUGAAGCCUACCUGCAGGUCGGGGAGAAGGCCGGGCCAAAGUGCAAAAAAUUCUUCACAGCUAGAGUGUACGCCAAGCUGCUGCACAGCGACCCUUACGGCAGGAUCUCCAUCAUGCAGUUCUUUAACUACGUCAUGCGGAAAGUAUGGCUGCAUCAGACCCGGAUAGGCCUGAGUCUUUAUGAUGUAGCGGGGCAGGGCCACCUCAGAGAGUCGGAUCUGGAGAACUACAUCCUGGAGCUGAUCCCUACCCUCCCUCAGCUGGACGGCCUGGAGAAGUCCUUCUACUCUUUCUACGUCUGCACUGCCGUUCGCAAGUUCUUCUUCUUCCUCGAUCCCCUCCGAACAGGAAAGAUUAAAAUCCAGGAUAUAUUGGCCUGCAGUUUUCUGGACGACUUGUUAGAGCUGAGAGACGAGGAGCUGUCGAAAGAGAGUCAGGAGUCUAACUGGUUUUCAGCGCCCUCGGCUCUCCGAGUCUACGGCCAGUAUCUCAACCUGGACAAGGACCACAACGGCAUGUUGAGCAAAGAGGAGCUUUCACGCUACGGCACGGCAACGCUCACCUCAGUGUUCCUGGACAGAGUGUUUCAGGAGUGUCUCACCUAUGAUGGAGAAAUGGACUAUAAGACCUAUCUAGACUUUGUAUUGGCGUUGGAAAACAGGAAGGAGCCAGCAGCGUUGCAGUAUAUUUUUAAACUUUUGGACAUGGAGAAUCAAGGAUACCUCAAUGUCUUCUCCCUCAACUAUUUCUUCAGGGCCAUUCAGGAGCAGAUGAAACUCCACGGACAGGAGCCUGUCUCCUUCCAGGAUGUCAAGGAUGAGAUCUUUGACAUGGUGAAGCCUAAAGACCCCUAUAAGAUCACCCUCCAGGACCUGGUAAACAGUUGCCAAGGUGAUACAGUCACCAGCAUCCUGAUUGACCUCAACGGCUUCUGGACCUAUGAGAACAGAGAAGUGCUGGUCGCCAACGACAACGACAGCAGCAACACAGCUGACCUCGACGACACCUGAAGAUGAUUUGAAGACACUCCUGUCACCAAAGGGUCACAGUUUCAGUCCCAAACCUGAAAGCCAAGUGUCCCGUUGAACUGAAGUGACCUCAAAGGCUGACUCAGGCCCAUCUGGUUACUCUUGAGGAGAUGAAUAGAAGUGGAUGAAUGAGCUUAAUGGAAGGAGGAAAGCCAGACACGGUGCUUUGUGUGAAUAUUGUUCUCGGUUCCUGCCUGUUGCUUCCUGUAAAGAAGACUAAUAUACAUGUUUUUGUCACUGACCUUCUUAAAAUAAAUAUUUCCUAUCUGA